UUCAAUGUGCCUAACUCGACACUGCUGCGUCGUAUAAACAAUAAAGCGUUAAAACAAACAGGACCCAGGACAAUUCUGAAGCCGGAAGAGGAGAAGCGCAUAGUGAAUUGGAUUCUUUACAUGGGAAAAGCAGGCUUUCCCGUCAGUGCAGCAGAUUUGACGAGUACCGUGAGUGAUUACGCCAAAAAGAUCAGGAAAACUCGUCAGAUUCCUCCAUCGUUUCCAAGUAAGAACUGGUGUCAAAGGUUCCUGGAGAGGCAUAACAACAUAAGGAAGAAAUACGUCACCAAGUUAUCGAAGGCUGGUGCCAAGGUUACGGAACAACAACUUCGUAAAUGGUUCCUGGAAGUUGAAGAAACUUUGGCUGAAGAGAACGUUGACAUGUCCAUUUUCAACCAGCCUCAAAGGAUCCUGAACCUCGACGAAUCUGGUUUUCAACUGACCCCCAACGAAUAUAAAGCACUUUGCGGACAAAACGUACAGAAUGUGUACUCCGUAAUUAACAACUCGGAUAAGGAAUCCUACACUGUGCUUUUCGGAUGCACUGCAGCUGGCGACCUAACUCCACCAAUGAUCCUUUAUGCGGGCCAAAGAAUCAGCAAAGAGAUUGCCGAAAGUAUCCCUGCAGGGUGGACAGUAGGCGUAUCGGACGAAGGAUGGCAGACCACCAAAACGUUUUAUGAAUACGUAGUAAACGAUCUGUACAAAUGGCUGGUGGAACGAGGGACUGAAUUUCCUGUUGUUAUAUUCGUGGACGGCCAUAAAAGCCAUGUCAGCAUGGAGCUGGCUGAAUUUUGUGUGAAGCAUCGGCUCAUUCUCAUCUCCUUGUACCCAAAUUCAACCCGGAUUUUGCAGCCCUUGGACAAACUUUAUUUUGGUCCACUGAAGAAAAUCUGGUUCAAAGUCCUCAGGCAGCACCUCCUAGCUGACAAUAAUGCCAGAGUAACAAAAACCAAUUUCGGAAGGCUUGUCAAAACUGCGGUCGACAACUUCACGAAUUCCAAGGAUUGUCUCAAAAAAGCUUUCAAAGUUUGCGGACUUUCUCCCUGGAAUGUCAACGAAAUCGACUUCAGUGAGCUGCCGGCCAACGCUACCCAGCCCGAAAAUCUAACAUCCGAUGAUACACUGCCCUACGAACCACUGACGAACGCUCAUCUGGUGCAGUUAGAACAGGUUGAGCUUGGGCUUCAGCAAGCUCAACUCGCUAGAUUCACUACAAAUAGAGACAAGGAUUUUUGGUACGGACCGUUGGAAGAGCUGGCCUUGUUCAAUUUCUGGAAAAGUAUCAAGGACAAAUCGGAAGGUCUCAUGUAUACGGAGCCCUUGAUUCCAUUUCAAAGCCUAGCCGUGGAUCUUAUGAUUGAUAAUGGCGGAGAAUGUGUCAUUCAGCCACUUGAACACAUCGGUAAUCAUUCCUUUAUCACAUCUGAUGAUCUUAGUACGAUCGUUGACUCAACUACGAAUUCAAUCACGGAAGUCGAAUUUGUAAAUUCCAUUCAGGCUAGUGACGGUUUCCUCGCUGCGCAAAAUGCCAACAAAGAUCCCGUUGCAGGCCCAUCUGGUAGUGUGGGAGAUACACUAUCCGCUAAAGUCAAUUCAGAAAACGACGUCUCAAUGAAUGCUAGCAAUGCUGAAAAUAGUUCUAGCUCCAGUAACGAAGACAGCACGCCUAUCAUCCCUUGUAAUGAAGACCCGUUCGAGGGCAUUCUGGUGUGGCCAAGGGUUAACGAGAACACCCACGGAAAAAAACGGCGUAAGCAGGAGCACGUGCCCUCGGUUGCCACAAGUGAUAGGUGGCUGCAAUGGUACAACAAAAAGGAUUCGGAUAAGAAACAGGAAGAGCUUGCAAAGAAAAAUCGGAUUGAAAAACGAAAGUUGAUUAAACAACAAAAAGAAGAGCAAAAGGAAGAACAAAGACAAGAGAAGAUCGAGAAAAAGAGGCAGAGAGAUGAAGAGAAGGAAUUGAGGCUGGCGAUUAAGGGAAAUGCAAAAAGAGCUAAGACUGUGAAACCGUCUAAACGCAAACAAAACUCCAAUGAUACGAACACCAAGCGUUUUCUCAAAAUCAAAAUCGGUUAAUUUGAUGAAUUUCUGCCAUGUAACCGAAAACAAGUCAUAACAAUACACAUCUCAAGUGAUAAAUCGAUAAAUCUAACCCUAACCAGAAGCAGAAUUGAAAAUGUUUCAUAAGACUGUUGCUAUGAUUUUUUUUAUUUUUAUCUUUUAUUUAAAUAAAUUGUUAUUUGCAUAAUAUGUACCUGAGUUGUUAAGCUAAAUAAAUCCAAUUGAUUAGCUUUUAAAUGUGGAUUUUCCUUAGAAAAACAAUAAAAUUAUGAGAAAUUCUAAGCAACUGUACGAUAACUUUUGUGUCCUGUCCAUGUCACGCUUUGUUACAUUGGGAAUACUAAUUUUAUGUGACGGUCAUUAAGUUUGUCGAACCCUCUCCAGCUACCCCAAACCUAGAAGCGUCAUGAUCUCGCUGAAUAGAUGUAGAACGUCCAUAAAUUAUAUAACGUUCCAAGGGGGGGUGGAUAGGGUUCAGCAAAGAGUGACGAAGCAUACAAAAAUUUCAGAGGUCUCAUAUGAAAAGUGUGAAGAAGGGGGGAGUCGAAAAUGAACGAUUUUUGUGUGAAGCAAUUUCUGGACGUUCCCUAAGCGUUUACCAUCUGAUUUUUAUGGGAUUCUCAAGCAAAAAAGCUAUGUACUCUAUUUAAUGCAUUGGCGUUUUGUGCCAUCGCCACACUAUAUGAUCUUUAUAUUCAGUGUUUGACAUGACCACUUCCGUUAAUACACUUCGAACUCGAUUCCAAUCCAUCGACAAAGUUAGCUAUUGUAGUUUAGUAGAGUAUUGUACCAUUUGGGCAGGUGUACCUAUUUUGGUUUCUUGCCGCUAUAACUAAGUCAAUUUCAUACGGAUUGAGUUGAAUUUUUGUAUAGAGUUAGGCACGUACAGUAUCUAACUCUAUACAAAAUCUCAAACCAAUCGGUUUGAGAUUGACUUAGUUAUAACGGCAAGUGCCCAAAAUAGGUACACCUGCCCAAAUGGUACAAGACCCUACAUUCAUUCCAUAGUUAUUUAAACGUUCUAUGUCGUUUGGUGUACUCAAAAAGGUAAUAAUCGGAUGAUUCAUAAAUCGUGUACUAAUUGAUUCAUAUUUGUGGACGUCUCCAUGGCUGAUUCAUAAAUUGUGGUAUUGGGCUUUCUACAUAUAAAUCAAGAAAAUAAUUUUACAAUUAUUUUCAAUACGCAGAAUGUUUGUAAACUGAGACUGUGGACCUAUUCCUACUAUUUGCUGUUCAUUUUAUCUAGGUAUUUUGUUUAUUCUGCUCCACAUUAAAUUUUAAACGUCGUACAAACCCUUAGAUGAUUCAUCAGUGUGGGGUC
Molecule: messenger RNA, 3385 nt
Organism: Aedes albopictus (Asian tiger mosquito)
Lineage: Eukaryota; Metazoa; Arthropoda; Insecta; Diptera; Culicidae
Exons: 4
Coding region: 121-2079 (652 amino acids)
Cellular component (GO): nucleus
Molecular function (GO): DNA binding
Source: RefSeq, a predicted model, not a curated record